This is a messenger RNA of Syzygium oleosum, 2978 nucleotides long. RefSeq lists its product as uncharacterized. Lineage: Eukaryota; Viridiplantae; Streptophyta; Magnoliopsida; Myrtales; Myrtaceae. The record is from RefSeq and is a predicted model, not a curated record. Bases 253 to 2634 code for a protein of 793 amino acids. Gene Ontology annotation, cellular component: nucleus; preribosome, small subunit precursor. Gene Ontology annotation, biological process: maturation of SSU-rRNA from tricistronic rRNA transcript (SSU-rRNA, 5.8S rRNA, LSU-rRNA); endonucleolytic cleavage of tricistronic rRNA transcript (SSU-rRNA, 5.8S rRNA, LSU-rRNA); ribosome biogenesis. Gene Ontology annotation, molecular function: GTPase activity; U3 snoRNA binding; GTP binding. The transcript is spliced from 21 exons.
UCCGUCCGUCCGUCUGUCUCUCUCUCUCUCUCCCCGUCCGGCCACCACGCAGCCACCACCUGCUCAGCCGCCGGUGACGCAGCCGCCGUCGCAGCCGCCGUCGCCGGCCCGGUCCUCGGCGGAAAACUAGGACGAGGUGACGCGGUCGCACCGGAACAGCUUCCCGGAGAAGUUUCUUGGGGGGGGGGGGGGGGGGCAUGAAGGUUUGCUGAGGUUUACGCUUCGUUAAGGUCGCGCAAGAUUAUUCGAGGCAUGGGUCGAGUUCAAGCGAACAAGGCUCACAAGUCCCGGUUCUCCUCCAAGUCAUCUCGCAACAUCCACAGAACGUCCCUCAAAGACAAGGGCAGGAUCGCAAAGUCCGAUGGCAACGUCGGCAAGGGCGCACGAGCUGCUAGAAUUCAGCACAGUAAAAUGGUGAGGGAGCAGAAACGGGCCGCUCUUUUAAAAGAGAAAAGGGCUAUGAGCGGAUCGGCGAGUCCUCCCCGUGUCAUUGUUCUUUUUGGCCUUUCUGCUUCUGCGAAUUUGGAUUCUCUUGCUGAAGAUCUUCUUAGAUUAUUAUCCGCUGAAGAUGCAGGAGUUGCGCCCUCAACGUUUUCUUCUACUGAAUACAAAAUGCGUGUGACGGUACUGAAAGCACCACAUGGGGAUCUCAUGGCCUGUAUGGAAAUGGCUAAGGUGGCAGAUCUGAUUGCUUUUGUGGCAUCAGCAAGUUCAUUAUGUGAGGACAACAGCUCGGACUACAUCGACUCCUUUGGAAACCAAUGUCUCUCUGUGUUUAGGUCUAUUGGUUUACCCAGCACUGUUGUUUUUAUUCGAGAUCUGCCUUCAGAUAUGAAGAAACGACAUGAAUUUAAGAAGAUGUGUAUAUCUAGCCUUACGCCUGAAUUUCCUGAAGAUUGUAAAUUUUACUUGGCAGAUACCAAGGAUGAGUUGCAUAAGUUCAUGUGGCUUUUCAAGGGACAAAGGCUAAGUGCCCCUCAUUGGCGGAAUCAACGGCCUUAUCUUAUGGCUCAGAAGGUGGAUAUAGUAAAUGAUGAUCAGAAUCCUGGAAGAAGCACUCUUUUGCUCACUGGUUAUCUCCGUGCUCGCUCUCUCUCAGUGAACCAGUUGGUCCAUGUUUCUGGUGUUGGAGACUUCCAAUUGAGCAAAAUUGAAGUUAUAAAGGAUCCACUUCCUUUAAAUGCAAGAAAAGAUCAUGGUGCCAUGGAUUUUGACGAAGUGCAUGAAGUUGAGGUCAUUAAAUCUCUGGAUCCAGAACCCAUGAAGCAGGAGGCAUUGCUUGUUGAGAACGUUCCAGAUCCUCUUGCGGGAGAACAGACCUGGCCAACGGAAGAAGAAAUGGCUGAGGCAGAGAGAGCUCAUGAACAAAAGAAACUAAAGAAAAGGUCGCUUCCUCGAGGCACCUCUGAGUAUCAGGCUGCUUGGAUUGUGGAUGAUUCGGAUGUGGAGGAUUCAGAAAGUGAUGGUGAUGAUGACAAUGGAAUGGUUUUGGAUGAGGAGGAAAAUGGCAGUGCUGCUCAAGAAGGCCAUAAUGAUUUAUAUUAUGAUGAUGAUCAUGCUUCAUUAAACUUGAGGGAUUCUGAAGAGGAAACUGAGGUUGAUUCCAUGAUGAUGGAUGGCGAUAACUUGACAAAAGAACAAAUAAAAGAUGAGCUUCAAAAAAUUAAAGAAGCACAUGCUGAAGAUGAGGAAUUCCCAGAUGAAGUAGACACUCCACUAGAUGUUCCGGCUAGGAGGCGUUUUGCGAAGUAUAGAGGAUUGAAGUCCUUUAGGACCUCCUCAUGGGACCCUAAGGAAUCACUACCACCGGAAUAUGCCAGAAUAUAUGCCUUUGAUAAUUUUAAGAGGACACAAAAGCAUGUUCUUGCAAAAGCAUUGGAUAUGGAGCAAUCUGACCAGGAUGACUGUAUACCAGCUGGCACCUACGUUAGACUUCAUGUUAGAGAAGUACCUACGGGUGUUGCUACUGGAUUGUGUGACCCUGGGAAGACAUUGCCAAUAGUAGCAUGCGGUCUUUUGCAGCAUGAGUCCAAGAUGUCUGUUCUCCAUUUCAGCAUAAAGAAGCAUGACACAUAUAGUGCUCCCAUUAAAUCCAAGGAAGAGUUAAUAUUUCAUGUUGGUUUUCGUCAAUUUGUGGCAAGACCAAUCUUCUCCACGGAUAAUAUGAACUCAGACAAGCACAAAAUGGAGAGAUUUCUUCAUACUGGGCGUUUUUCUGUAGCAUCAAUCUAUGCUCCAAUAUCUUUCCCUCCUCUCCCUCUGAUAGCCUUGAAGCAUGCUGAAGAUGGUUCUGCACCAGCUGUUGUAGCUGUAGGUUCCUUGAGAAGCGUUGAUCCUGACAGAAUAAUUUUGAAGAAAAUCAUUUUGACUGGUUACCCUCAACGUGUGUCUAAGUUAAAAGCCUCAGUCAGAUACAUGUUUCACAACCCAGAAGAUGUGAGAUGGUUUAAGCCUGUGGAAGUUUGGACAAAAUGCGGCCGUCGUGGUCGUAUUAAGGAGCCUGUUGGUACACAUGGGGCAAUGAAGUGUGUUCUCAAUGGAGUUCUUCAGCAACAUGACACUGUAUGCAUGAGUUUGUAUAAACGUGCAUAUCCCAAGUGGCCCGAACACCAGUUCCCCAUUGCGGAUGCUUGACCAGACGGACCGGCGGUCCAGUCUGGUUGGGAUUUAUUCCAGAAUCACAGAUGCAGAUGCUUGGGUCUGUGAAGGGAAUGAAGCUCUGGUUCAGAAUAUGAAUUGUAGGUAAAAUUUUGGUGGUUUGCUCACAUGCUGUAGUGCGAGAUACUCAUCCUGGUGGUCAAUUUUUUGCCCCUGUAAAAUACCCCCCAUUGGCAAUUUAGAAGCACCAGUAAUCUAGUUUUUCCCCAUUCUUUCGAGGGUUGGAGCCGAGUUGAAUUCCUCUGGCUCGCUUUUGAUUGGUUCACCGUCUUUAUUUGGUUAAAGUUCGGUAAAUAUAUGUGUUUCGCUCUUUAGUAUGA